AUGCCGGUCUUCACUGAAUAUUCCUACUCAUCUCGGGACUUAAGAGUCCUGCCAUCGUUUGCACUACCCCUACCUCGACUAGCACCCCCAUUCGAAUGCAAUGAUCAAAACAAAGAUAAAUACGAAGCAGUUGUGGUCGGCGCCGGACCCGCGGGCCUAAUGCUGACUCUCCUCCUCUCUCGCUAUGGGCUUAGCGAUACAUCCCUCCUCUGUAUCGACGCCAAGCCAAGCACACUGAAAUCUGGCCAAGCAGAUGGUGUGCAGCCCCGCACACUCGAGGUCUUCAAAUCACUCGGGAUCUCAACCGAGAUCGAGAACGAAGGGUGCCAGAUGUGGCAAUUUGCAUUCUGGAACCCGUCCCUUGAUCCAAACAAAGUAAUCGAACGUACAUCCGUUGUGCCGGAAGUUAUUCCUCCAGCGCGGUUCCGGUACGAGGCUACCAUCCACCAGGGACGGAUCGAGCGUAUCAUGGAGACCGACCUGCUGCGGUACUCCGAGCGGGGGAUUGUGCGAAACACAAAAGUUGUGGAAGUCAAAAUUGACGAAGAAGGUGAUGCUGAGUUCCCGGUGAUUGUGACUAUGGCUACAAAUGGUGUCGAGAAGACAGUUCGCACGAAGCAUCUUGUUGGUGCGGAUGGGGCGCAUUCAGUCGUCCGACAGUGUAUGGGGUUGCGGCUGGAAGGGGAGUCUUUGGAUCAUAUCUGGGGUGUGGUUGAUAUGGUUGCUGAGACUGAUUUCCCCGAUAUUCGUCGCCGCUGUGCUAUUCAUUCUCCUGCAGGGUCCGUUAUGAUUAUCCCGAGAGAGAGGAUUUCUACGGGCGAAUACCUCACUCGGUUAUAUGUUCAAGUUCCUGAGGUCGCGGCCCCGGAGUGUGAUCAAACGCCAAAUGGAGUAGAGGGUGUGAAGGCUGAAGAUGCUCGGCAGCGGAGAAGUAAGAUUACCCCUGAGGGGAUUCUGAAACAAGCUGCCGAUGCAAUCAAACCAUACUCGCUUCGGCCCAAAGAGGAUGCUAUCGACUGGUGGGCUGCCUAUCAAAUUGGCCAGCGUGUCUCGCCUGAGUUUAUUGUCAAUGAUUCAAAGGGAGUGGCGAGGGUUUUCAUUGUUGGGGACGCCUGCCAUACACAUAGCCCGAAAGCUGGCCAAGGCAUGAAUGUUUCAAUGAUGGACUCCUACAAUUUAGCCUGGAAACUCAUGUAUCACAUCAAUGGGCUUGUACCAGAACCAACAGAUUCCAACAGCCCAGCCCCGUUACUCAGCACAUACCAGACAGAACGUCACGAAAUAGCCGAGCAGCUCAUCGACUUCGACCGGAAAUUCUCUACCAUGUUCUCAGGCCAGAUGGGCGCAACUGAAGGACUGACACAAGAAGAGUUCCAACAGGCCUUCGAGCUCGGCAAUGGCUUUACCAGCGGCUGUGGUGUGGAGUACCCAGAAAACAUGCUAGUCAUCAGAGACGGUUUGCACAAUCAUAUCAAAAGCAAGAAUUCAAACCCUGUCACAGGAACGGACUACAUAUCCGGAAUCCUGAGACCAGGUCGGAGAUUACUCAAUGUACGAUUGCUGCGACACGCUGAUGGGUGGCAGCGGGAUAUUCAUGACGACAUACCUUCGACUGGCCGCUUCCGCAUUUUAUGUCUGACAUCCACCGACCUUCUCGAUCAGAACAGUGACUCAGUGCAAGCACUGGAAGCAAUCACUUUACUCGAAGCGCAGUUCCCCAAGUCGACUAUCGAGCAGAUUAUUCUGCAUCCCCAACUGCAUCGGUCUUUUGAGUGGAAUGACGUGCCGACGUGCGUGAAGCAACAGGCUGAGAUGCGCUUCUAUGAUGGGUCAGCUUUAGAUGAUGCGUAUUGUAUCUAUGGUGUGAGCCCGACACAGGGCGCAUUGGUGGUGGUCAGGCCUGAUGGGUACGUUGGAACUGUUGCUUGUCUUGGUGACGUGCAGAGGAUAGGUGAAUAUCUAAAACAGUGUAUCCGAACUAUCUCUGGUAAUUAG
This is a messenger RNA of Penicillium coprophilum, 1995 nucleotides long. Its product is annotated as putative phenol monooxygenase. The transcript has 5 exons. Gene Ontology annotation, molecular function: FAD binding. The record is from RefSeq and is a predicted model, not a curated record. Bases 1 to 1995 code for a protein of 664 amino acids. Lineage: Eukaryota; Fungi; Ascomycota; Eurotiomycetes; Eurotiales; Aspergillaceae.